AUGUUUACAAAGUGUAAACAACACGGUAUUUCUAUAAAAAAAGAAGACGUCAGGAUCCUCCUCUCUUUACUGGACCCCAUCGGUUCCCAAGCUCGCAAGCGCAGACGUCUCCGAAGGAGGCAAUAUUUUGCUCAGGGACCGAACUUUGUGUGGCACAUAGAUUCAUAUGACAAGCUGAAGCCAUAUGGGAUAUGUAUUAAUGGUUGCAUCGACGGGUUCUCACGCAACAUUAUUUGGCUGCGGGCCGCCUUCACUAACAGCAACCCUAAAGUUAUCGGGGGGUACUUUGUAGAAGCAGUGGAGCGCCGUGGGGGCUGCCCCAGGCUCGUACGAACUGACAUGGGCACUGAGAACGUGGUGGUUAGAGACAUUCAGCGGUAUUUACGGAGAAAUUACAUGGAUGACAGAGCAGCGGAGAGUAGCUACAUCACAGGAGCAAGUACUGCGAACCAGAGAAUUGAGAGCUGA
Molecule: messenger RNA, 468 nt
Organism: Knipowitschia caucasica
Lineage: Eukaryota; Metazoa; Chordata; Actinopteri; Gobiiformes; Gobiidae
Source: the annotation of a GenBank genome assembly